GAGCUAUGAGGAAGUGACUGACUCCACAGCCAGCAGACUCCUGUCAAGAUGGCCCCGAGUGGACUGAAAGCGGUAGUGGGAGAAAAAAUUCUCAAUGGAGUCAUCAAGAGUGUGAAGAAAGAUGGAGAAUGGAAGGUUUUGAUUGUAGAUCACAUGAGCAUGCGAAUUCUGUCAUCUUGCUGCAAGAUGUCUGAUAUUUUGGCAGAGGGGGUGACAAUUGUGGAAGACAUCAAUAAACGAAGGGAACCCAUCUCCAGUUUGGAGGCCAUUUAUUUGAUUACACCAGUGGAGAAGUCAGUACGUGCUCUUAUCAAUGACUUCAAAGACGCAGCCUUUACUUACAAAGCAGCGCACAUCUUCUUCACUGACACCUGCCCUGAUGGCCUCUUUGCUGAUAUUGGAAGAUCCAGAGUAGCCAAGGUUGCCAAGACAUUGAAAGAGGUCAACGUUGCAUUCCUGCCGUAUGAGUCUCAGGUGUUCUCCCUGGAUGACCCAAGUUCCCUGUACUCGUUCUACAGUUCUAAGCCUUGUGAAGGUAAAGACAAAAUGAUAGAAAACCUGGCAGAGCAGAUUGCGACACUGUGCGACACACUGAAGGAGUAUCCUGCAGUGCGAUACCGCAAGGGACCUGAGGAAAAUGCUAGACUGGCUGAUGAAGUUUACCAGCACCUUACUGCUCAUAAAGCUGACAACCCAAGCAUGGGAGAGGGUCCAGAUAAAGCGCGUUCUCAAUUACUGAUUGUUGAUCGCGGGGUUGAUCCCAUCUCACCAAUUCUACAUGAGCUGACCUUCCAAGCAAUGGCUAAUGACUUGCUGGAUAUCAAACAGGACAUCUAUACUUACCAGACAACUGGGAUUGGGAAUUCACAAGACAGAGAAGUGUUACUGGACGAAGAUGAUGACCUCUGGGUUCAGCUCAGGCAUAUGCACAUUGCCGAUGUCACGAAGAAAGUUACAGAGCUGCUUCGCACCUUUUGUGAGAGCAAGAGAAUGUGCACAGACAAUGCCAACAUAAAAGACCUGUCUCAGAUGUUAAAGAAGAUGCCGCAAUAUCAGAAGGAGCUGAGCACGUACUCUACUCAUUUGCACCUUGCAGAAGCUUGUAUGAAGAAAUUCAAGACCUCUCUUGACAAACUUUGUGAGGUGGAGCAGGACCUGGCAAUGGGAGCAAAUGCCGAUAGGGAGCCCCUGAAAGAUGCCAUGAAGAGCAUUGUUCCAGUCCUCCUCAACAAUGAAAUUUCAGCCUAUGACAAAAUCCGUAUCAUCCUGCUGUUCAUUUUCCACAAGAAAAAAGGCAUCGGAGAGGAGAACCUUGCCAAGCUCAUCCAGCAUGCAAACAUACAGGACAACCGGAACAUUAUCACCAACCUGCAGAACCUAGGCUGUAACAUUAUAGCUGGGGGUUCCAAUGCUGGGAAAACACUGCCAGAACGCAAAGAGAGAACAGAGAGUACAUAUCAACUCUCUAGAUGGACACCCUUCCUCAGGGACAUCAUGGAGGAUGUCAUUGAAGACAAACUGGACAGAAAACAGUGGCCAUUCAUCGCUGAUCCAGCACCAAUUAACACGACCCAGACUGCAGUCAGCAGUGCACGUUUUGGACACUGGCACAAAAAUAAGUCUCCAACAGAAUAUCGCUCUGGCCCACGGCUCAUUAUUUUUGUAAUUGGUGGAGUGUCAUACUCGGAAAUGCGUUCUGCCUAUGAAGUCACUCGAGCCACUGAUGGGAAGUGGGAAGUGCUCAUUGGCUCAUCACACAUCUUGACUCCAACCAGCUUCCUCAACGACUUAAAGAGUCUGGACCAAGAUACUCGUCCUGAGUCGUAGAUCCUGAGCAGGGAAGGACACAGAGUAAAUUGGGCACCUAGUCGUUCGUUCGAUUGAUUGCUGUUACUGUAUUAUGCAUAUCUGACAUUUGAAGUGAAUUAUGAAGAUACAAUCUAGAUGUAGCUUUGAAAGAAAAUGAUUAUUUUCUCUAUUUUAUUUUAGAAUGAUCUUUUUUAUGUUUGUUUUGAAUUUGGUAUAUAUUCUAUUUUCUUCUGAUUUAAAAAAAAAAUAUAUAUAUAAUAUAUAAGUAGAUAUAAGUAUUAUGUUUCUUUUCCAAAAUGAUAUUUUUUCUUGACACGUAUUUGAUCUACUGAGAAACUACUACUGAGAAAAACUAGAUUGUCUUCACACUUUAUCUUAUGAAAAUAAUUAUGUCUAGUGAGAAGAAAAUAAUAUAUAUCUGGGAAAAGUUUUCUCAGACAAAGAAUCUAAACUGCUGUGAUGAAAUGUCAUUGAUAAAUAUACCAUGUACUUUAAUAUGUAGUCAGGAGCUUGUGGCGUGGGUGUUUUUGGUUCUUCAAUCAUUAAAAAUGGAUAAUAAAAAAUGUUUUGUUUCAAA
Messenger RNA from Cololabis saira (Pacific saury), 2386 nucleotides. It is a transcript of the gene stxbp2, whose product is annotated as syntaxin binding protein 2. Gene Ontology annotation, cellular component: plasma membrane; secretory granule. Gene Ontology annotation, biological process: neurotransmitter secretion; vesicle-mediated transport; intracellular protein transport. The transcript has 19 exons. Gene Ontology annotation, molecular function: syntaxin-3 binding. NCBI's taxonomy places the organism in Eukaryota, Metazoa, Chordata, Actinopteri, Beloniformes, Belonidae. The coding region runs from base 49 to 1827 and encodes 592 amino acids. The record is from RefSeq and is a predicted model, not a curated record.